AUGCAACCAACAACCCUCCUCAUCCUCGCCCUCUCCACCCUCGCGACCGCGACAUCAUCCAACACAACCAGCACCAAACUCCCAACCUGGACCCAAACCUCAACCUUCAUCACACGCACAACCACAUCCGAGUCCACAUGGAAAACCGAAGCUCCCACCACCCGGAACAUACCGAUCCAAUUCAACUUCAAUAAGACCGAAUUAUCUCGGCAAUUUUCGUUUCCCCUCGAUACAUUCAUACCUACAAGAUUUCGGAAUCCAGUUAUUGUGAGUGUACUCAUAGUACCGGGACUUGACAAUCCUGUUUCGGGGGUGUUAUGUGAGAUUUUUGCGGAUGAGAAGGGGACGAAACUUCUGCAGGAUGGUGUAGGGGAAGCGAAACGGGUUCUUGUUGAUGUUCCUGGUACUGGUGUUGCGGUUGGAGGUGUUAAAUGCAAGAAGCACUGCUGA
This is a messenger RNA of Hymenoscyphus albidus, 450 nucleotides long. NCBI's taxonomy places the organism in Eukaryota, Fungi, Ascomycota, Leotiomycetes, Helotiales, Helotiaceae. The record is from the annotation of a GenBank genome assembly.